CGACUUCUGUCGAGCUGAGGGCGAAACCGUUCCGAACUGUAAUCAUGGUGCUCGAAGCCGGAUACGCCGGUACUGUCGGCUUCCGGAAGGUAGUCAAAGCCACGAUCUUGGUCAAGAAGAAGCCUGGUAUGAGCGAUGAGGCCUUCAUCGAGCACUACAAUCACGUUCACGCGAACCUUGCAACUCCGGUACUCGAGAAGCACAACGUCAUUACAUACACCCUCACCUACUGCCUGCAACGCGAUCGGACCAUCAUAGCAGACAUGCUGCACGGUAAAGCGAAUAUGCUCGACUACGAUGCGAUCUGUACUUUCGUGUUCAAAGACUACAAAGACUUUGCGCGGUUCAUGUAUGAUCCGGCCAGUAAGGCGCUGACGCCGGACCACGAGAACUUCAUGGUAGAGAGCGAGAUGAAGAUGAUGGUUGGUGAUGAAUACGUGGUGAUCGAGGACGGGCAGCGGCGUGCCGCGUCAUAACUCCAAGCAGCUUCGAAGUACCGUUAAGGGGCGGCAGAGCCUAAUAAGGUGCAAUCAAUGAUGACUUCGAUCCUGUGGAUUGUCUACCAACACCCACGGCAACCUGCAUGUGCGCUGUUUGCCACUAAUAUGGACCUCUAACCCGAGCUCAUCAACUCCGCGCAGUAACGCACUGGCUUUACAUCUGGCGAAUAAUGCGCGACAUCAUCAUGCACUUCUUUGAUCUGCGCCUGAAUCGCCUUCUCGAACGCCUCGACCGAGUCCCAGGUCAUUAUACAUUGGACACUCAUGCCUUCCGGGGCAAGUUAGUACGCCGCACAUAGGCAAUGAUGGAAAGUGUGCAAACUCACCAGAUGGGUCACCCUCUCGGAACUGGACCACCUUCCAAUCUUUCAUGCCGUACGGGCCCCAAUGCUUCUCCACAAUCUUCAUAUGAG
Baudoinia panamericana UAMH 10762 is the source of this 913-nucleotide messenger RNA. RefSeq lists its product as uncharacterized. Lineage: Eukaryota; Fungi; Ascomycota; Dothideomycetes; Mycosphaerellales; Teratosphaeriaceae. Bases 45 to 476 code for a protein of 143 amino acids. The record is from RefSeq and is a predicted model, not a curated record. The transcript is spliced from 3 exons. Gene Ontology annotation, molecular function: oxidoreductase activity.